GCUAGUUUCAGGUCAAGCUAAGACUAAACUGGUUGCUUACUUUGCUUCAGUAGCUACCUUUUGGUAGCAUCACAGUCUGUGUCACAAAAAGACUAUGCUGUCAUUCUCAGCUUAGCUAGUAUUUAGGACAACCCCUAGCCCAUUGAGGAAGGAAACAAAAAGGAUUAAGGGCAGGAUGAGAAAAAUAAACCGGAAAGAAACUGGUUUAAUUGCCCCUCCUUAUAUUUGCAAUUAGAAGAUAGCCAUAAAUUAUGAGCCCUUCAAAGCCUAUAAAAAUAUACUAAACAGUACUUCCAUGCCUACUGUAAAAAAUAGAUGACAAGGCACUUUAAUAUUUGUCAAAAACAAGGUGACUAGCACAUCUUCCAAGGAAAGAAACCACUACAAUCAGAAUCCAACCUACAGAGAUGGCUAAAGAAGAAAACUUAUAUUUAUUGAAAAGUUCUUAUGUCAGGCUCCCACAACUGAGAUGAGCAAUAAGCAAUUUUCAGAGAAAUGAUGGAUAGAUAGUAUAACCAUCUCAGUAUGCUUGAAUCCCUUUGUGAUUCUUUUCUUUCCUUGACAAGUAUAUUAGUUAAUAAGAUCACUGUCCUUUAACUAUUCUUUUUUUUUCCUUUUUUUUCCUCUUAAGAAAGGCAAAAUAAUUCCUUUUUAUAGGAAUUGUGGGUCACAAGGGAGUUUGGCAGUGAUUAGAGCAGGAAUACUAGGAAAGAAGCCCUCAGUCUCUCAUUGACCUAUGGUGCAACUGUGGAAAAAUCACUUAACUUCUCUCUGUGUGUUUCUCCAUCAGUCAGAUAAAACCAUUACUAACCACUCAUCUCUCAGGGGGGUUGUGUUGCUUAAUUGUAUAGCACUUGGAAAAAAUUUCAAAUGAAAGGGAGUAUAUAAGUGCACAUUACUAAUAUUUGCAUGCUUUUAGUUUUCUUGUUUGUGUAUACAUUUGUUUUCUACAAUAUUCACAACCUUUUGAAUUUUUUAUCACAGGUUCUCCAGGUGCUUUGUAAAUUCUAAUUAAUGAAACCUGACAGCACCCCUGUGAGUUUGGGAAGUCUUGUUAUUCCUACUUUGUACCCCGAGUAAACAAAAAAAUCAGUGACCUGAGUUUCAAAGAGGCCGAGUAUCUGCAGCUGCCAUUGACUUUCACAGGAAUUGUAGGUACUCAUCAUUUCUGAAAAUCAGGCUAUUAGUGAGUUGCCUAAGGCUAGAUAGUCAGUCAGUGCUAGAGGGGGAACAAAACCCAAGACUUCUGACUCAGGUCUCUUGCUCUAACUAGACAAUGCUUCUCUUAGUUACCUGUAUACUAAAAAUUUAGUUACAGUAAAGAAAUGAUAAAAAGUAAAAUUUGAUUUUAAAACUUUAUCCAUAGGAAAUAAGCCGUUAUUAGUUAUUUCUAAAGAAAAACUGUACAAUUAAGGCUUUGAGAUAAAGCAUUAAAAAGAUUUGACUUCCAUAAUUUUUAGUUGGAAGGGCUUAAGGGGAAAGCGUAGUCAGAAAAGACUCUACUCUGAUCUUAGCAUCGUGAGUUGUGAAACUGAGAAGGGUGACAAAACUUGGCUUUUAAACCAGUUUUACCAGGUGUGUCCUUCCUAUACUGAAUUGUUGCUUCUUGUAGAGCUCUUUCUUCAUAUAAUUCUUCAAGAAAGUACUCAUCCUUAACAUUAUCCUUCUUGGAAAGCUGCUUAGAGUGACUUCUAGUUUAGCCACUACAUUUUAGGGCCCCUUUGAUACCCAAAAUCUUCCGGUUUGUCACAUUUAUUCUCUGAAGUGCUAGACACGCUAACACAAUAGAACCGUGUUAUGGGCACCUGAGAAGCAAGAGGAACUAGAUCAAACAGAAGUGAAACCAACGAGUUUGUUUUCACCCAGUGCUAGCAGUAAAGAAAUGAUAAAAAGUAAAAUUUGAUUUUAAAACUGUAUCCAUCGGAAAUAAGCCGUUAUUAGUAACAGUGGGAUUUCACACUAACACAAUCAAGACGUUUUUUUAAAACAGGACGAUGGUUUUUAUCUCGAUAAACAUUACUUGAAGUUCUCUCUCUUUUAGGGACUCUCGCUUAGGGAGUGCUAUGAGCCUGUUGCCCCACAUGCUCUGCAAGCUGGAUUAAUGCAGAGGAGGCCACAUACAAAGCAUUAAGCCUUCGCGAAGGUUGUCAGCAGCUGCCUACCCCCACCCCGAGGUCUGGUUCACCCGCCCCGCUGCACCCUGAGCUCCGCCCGGCCCGGAACGCUGGUGGCGGGCGCCUGUUCCCGGCCGGAGGGAGCGCGGCAGCGGCGGCCCCAGGAUGGCGGCGGCGGGGGGCCUGGUGUUCCAGUUCCGCGAUGCCCGCUGGCUGCCGGACCCGGUGCUGGGGCCCAGCCCGGCCGUGCGCACGCCGCAGCCGGUGCCGCUCGUGAUCGAUAACGGCUCGUUCCAGGCGCGGGCGGGCUGGGCCUGUCCGGACCCCGAGGUGCCCGGGGAGCCGCUGCUCCGAUUCCGCUCGCUAGCGGCCCGGAGCCGGGGGGCCCGGGGCGGGGCUGGCACCGAGACCCAGGUGGGCAACGACCUGGGCAGCCCCGAGCCGCUGCGCUGGCUCCUCCGCUCGCCCUUCGACCGCAACGUGCCUGUGCAGCUGGAGCUGCAGGAGCUGCUGUUCGACCACAUCUUCCAGCGCCUGGGCGUCUCCUCGCAGGGUUGUGUUGACCAUCCAGUCGUUUUAACAGAAGCAGUGUGCAAUCCUCUAUAUUCGCGGCAAAUGAUGUCGGAGCUCCUGUUUGAAUGUUACCAGGUCCCAAAGGUUUCAUAUGGAGUGGACAGUAUGUACAGCUUCCACCACAACAGGAGGCAGGACUGGCCUUGCAACAGUCUGAUAGUGUCUUCUGGUUAUCAGUGCACGCACAUUUUGCCAGUCUUAGAGGGCAGAUUGGAUGCUAAAAACUGCAAACGUAUCAAUCUUGGCGGAUGCCAGGCAGCUGUAUAUCUUCAGCGCCUUCUGCAGCUGAAAUACCCUGGGCAUUUUGCUGCCAUCACUCUCAGCCGCAUGGAGGAAAUACUGCAUGAACACAGCUAUAUUGCAGAGGAUUAUAUAGAAGAGCUGCAGAAGUGGAGGUCUCCUGAGUACUACGAGAGCAACGUGCACAAGAUGCAGCUGCCCUUCUCCAGCAAACUCCUCGGUAGCACCCUGACAUCGGAGGAGAAGCAGGAGAGGCGGCAGCAGCAGCUACGUAGGCUCCAAGAGCUUAAUGCACGCCGGCGGGAGGAGAAACUGCAGCUUGACCAAGAGAGGCUGGACAGGUUGCUCUAUGUGCAGGAACUGCUAGAAGAUGGUCAGAUGGAUCAGUUUCACAAAGCUUUGGUUGAACUGAACAUGGACUCCGCAGAGGAACUGCAAUCAUACAUCCACAAGCUGAGUCUGGCCAUUGAACAAACCAAGCAGAAGAUCCUACAGGCAGAAGUCAGCAUUGAAGUGGAUGUUGUGGAUAGCAAACCAGAGACCCUGGACCUGGACCCUUUGGGCAGUGAACAGUCCCUGGAGGAUGUGGAAAGCAUUCAUGAGUUUGAGCCUUUGUUUGCUGAGGAACAGCCUGAAGUUGAGAAGCCAGUUACCACAGUGGAGCCCGUGUUUAACCUGGCAGAGUACCACCAGCUUUUUCUUGGUACGGAGAGAAUCCGGGUUCCAGAAAUUCUCUUCCAACCUUCUCUGAUAGGAGAAGAGCAGGCGGGCAUAGCAGAAACCAUGCAGUACGUCCUGGACAGGUAUCCAAAGGAGCAACAGGCUUUACUUGUCCAGAAUGUCUUUCUCACUGGUGGAAAUACAAUGUACCCUGGACUGAAAGCCAGAAUCCAGAAGGAGCUACUUGAAAUGAGGCCAUUCCAGUCGUCUUUUCAGGUUCACCUUGCUUCCAAUCCCAUUCUGGAUGCUUGGUAUGGAGCUAGGGAUUGGGCACUGGAAUAUGUGAACCAUGAAGAAGGCUGGAUAACCAGAAAAGAUUAUGAAGAAAAAGGUGGUGAAUACCUCAAGGAGCACUGUGCUUCAAAUGUCUAUGUCCCUAUUCGCCUUCCAAAACAGGCUCCACGGACAACUGAAGCUCUAGCACCCACCAAAGUACUGGCGGCUAGUGUAGGCAAUCCCUGUGACCUGGCAUAGCAGAGAGACUUUGACCAUACACCCAGGGUUAAAGUGACUGCAUGCCAAGCAAAGGAAUAGUUGUUACCCUGCACAGUAAACUCACCAUGGACUGCAGGCUGGAGCCUAGCACAGAGCAUUUAGCACCUUGGGUAGCAAGUUUCUCUUGAACAAUCAGGAGUGGGAGCUGUUCUCUGUCUCUAGAGCAGCAGCUGGCCUUGUCAUAACACUGUAACAUGGAAGCUUUCGGCAGCUCCAUGUCUGAUGUUGCCUGCACAGACUAUGGGACUAUGCGUCCAUUCUAUGAGGGAAUCGAGCAAGAGGAUGAAAACAGAAGAUAAAUAUUUCGGAUGAAAAACAUGAUCAACCUCUUGGAAUUUGAGAGUUGUAUUACAGAAUAUGUUUUUUAGAAUUCUUCAAAUCAAAGAAGAUUUUUUACUUUUUUAUGGUGCUGUUUUAUUAAACGACUUAUUCUAUAAGCAGGAUUUAUAAUGUAGCAGUCCAGCAGGGGUCUCUCUUGCCCAUUACAAUAUGAGUGGUUUGUAAGAAAACCAGCACACUUCAUUGGUAUUAGAAAACAAAGCUGGGCUGAUGCACUGGCUCUAAUCCUUGUUGGUUUGACCAUCGAUUUUUGUUUCCUCCUCCCACCCUCGAAAUAAGUAAUGUUUUGAAUCGGCAGCCAUAAUUGGCUUUUAUUAAUCAUUUGUUUUAAUCACUGUCCCCUUUAGGGUCACUUGUGCUAAUUGCAGUUGAAGUGUGAAGAUAUCCCUGACCUAAAGACCUUACAAUCUCAUGGGCUUGCCAGAUCCUUAACUAUACCUAGGAUCUGGCAGAGGAGAGGUGCAGGUCAGAGUGGCCCCUUGACCUACCGAUAGUUUUGAGACAGUAGGCCCGAGAGAUGUGACCUGACUGGUUCUCCUCCCCUCUCUCUGAGUUUGCCCCUGUUGUGGAAUACCGGUUUAAGACCAUCUUGCUGUGCCCAUGGGUUUUAGAGCAAUCUGAAAGUUAAAAGCUCAUAAUAUAUGGACUUUGACAUUGGGAACCCCUUGAUCAAAUGACCCCACCUUUGCACCACAAGCUCUACCCCAGCCCUUUCUCUGGCCCACUAGUCUUCUGUACAUGUAGAUCUGAAGUCAGCAGUUCACUGGGGAGGGGAGUCCUGUAUCUGAGGAAUCCCUGGACCAAACAACCCCAACUUGCACCAUGAAUUCUACCACAGCCCUAAUGUAGCACAGCGAUAUUAUGGUGGCAUGGUGGUGCCACCACAGUUAAGGUUACAGCAGGAUUUCCACUGUAAUGGGGAGGAAAAGGUUGGCCAAAAUUGUCUUGCGUAACUUAGAUCACUUAAAGUUUAUUGUAGUUUGUGUACGGCUUGGGGUUUUGUUUUGUUUUCUUCCCCUAUAGCCAUCUGUGGGAGGAAAUAGCAAUCAAGGUUUGCGGUGACUGCUUUAAAGAGGGGAUGUGCAUAAAAAUUUUCUAGUGUCUGACAUUUCCUUCAGACCCCCCUUUUCACAAGUAGUACAGCACAUAGGGGGCUGAAUGGUGUGUCCUUUGGUAGGUGUAGAUAGCUUGCCAAAUAAAUUUUAGCUAUACAAAUUGAUGUCUUGACUGACAGUAUCCUCCUGCCAUAUUAGCCAAUAGUGACCUUAAACCAAUCCUUAGAAUAGAAAACUUUCUAUGGGGGUGCUUUUCUUGCUGCUCAGAAACUCAUUGAGAGUCACAGCCACUUGCUCUUUUGUUCCCACAAUCCCGUUGAUGAGGGGGAGGAGCCUGCUGCAUAAUUACAUUACCCUAAUGUUGCUGUUUCUUAGAGUCUUCCUUCUCUUUACUGUUUUCCCUGACCAUGCUCCUGAAGGAACAAAUAAGCAUGCAUGUGUAUUUUAGAGCACUUUGGAAUAUCAGCUCUUAAAUCAGAAGCUUUGCUCUUAGGGCAGAAUUUCCAGAAGAAGCCUCCGCAGAACGCAGGCAGAGAGAAACUACUGCACACAACACAGGUUCUAAGAAAACUGCUGCGUGCAGGACUCAGACUCAGUAUGUGGGUGCUGCGCAUCAGGUGCAGUGACAACGGUGCAGCACUUUGAGCCACCCGCUUACUGUCAGGCUGCCUGUAAACUGUCUUGCAACAGAGUCCCAGUCCUGCUGCACAAGUGCAAAUUACUAUCUCUGGCUUGUUGGCUUGGCUUGAACCUCAUUUUACCCCCUGCCUAACGUGUUGAGUAUUGCUUGCCCAAAGACUAGCUGAGAUCAAGCCCAAGCAGGUGAUAACAGUUUGGGGAGGAUGAGGACCAUAGUUUGAACUUCAGGAUAUGUUUAAAAAAAAAAUUAAUGUCUGGCUGUUUAGGGGGUUGAGGGGACUAUAUCUUAGGAACCCCUUGUUCAAGUGACCUCGCAUUUGGACCACUGAUCUGGAUCCCCAGGGAGGCACAACAGUUUUCAAAACAAUCGGAGGCAGCAUGUGGAUUUCAGAGAAUUUAGAAGUCAGCUGUUAAGGCUGAUACUAUUUGCUGUUUAAUUUGCUCUCCCACUAUAAUGAAGUGGAGGUGAAAGGCUGAGCGUCCCUUAGCCAUGCACUCAUUUUUGACAGACCCCUUGCUGUGGGGGCAGCACGACUCUUUGCUGAAAUACUUCAAUAACAGUGGGAAUUCAUUUAGACUCUUCAAGACUGGAGUAACAAAAGACUAGCUAUGCUGAAUGUUCCAGCUAUUGUCUGUAGCUUAAUUUGGAGCAACGCAAUCAGUGUGAUGGAACCAGAGAUGCCAGAUCAGCUGCUCAAAGAGUAAAAUAGUAUAAUGCUCCAAAAUAGCAACUAUUGAUUUGUCACUUUACACCAUCGCUAGCUGUAGUAGCCAAUGAGAACUCAGAGGGAUGGAAUGCAAUCAUUGGCUGCUAAAAAUGCAUUCCAGCCUAUGGAUGUUGCAUGGGUGAGAUUUUCAAAGUCUCUGAAGGGUUUUGAAGGCCUUCAUUAAUUAUAAUGGGACUUGGGCAUACAAAUCCCCUAGGGCUCUUGGAAAAUUUAAGCCUGUAACUGGGCUUUGUGCCAGGUGGGACUAGAAGACGCAAACUGUGGAGGGAUCCAGCUCAGAGGUGGAGGUUUUUUAGCUUGGUUUGGGGUUGUGUAAUAGGUACUAAGAGUGAAUUGGUGUUGGGGGUGCUGCUGCACCCUCUGGUUUGAAGUGGUUUCCAUCAUAUACAGGGUUUACAGUUUGGUUCAAUAGCUGUCAGCACCCCCACUAUACAAAUUGUUCCAGAACCCCUGUAAGAGUGACUUCUACACAGUAAAAAGCCCUGUCUUAACUGCAAAAAAAUCCACCUGCAUCUCCUGAGUGUAACCUGUAAGCUUGUUUAGCGAGUACAAAGUGAUGCUCAAGGCAGCCUUCCACAGGGGAUUUCUCACAAGUGCCCAUUACUGUAUAGCAAAUGCCUCACAAUCUUUAAUGUAUUUAUCCUCACAACCUCCUGUGAGCUAGGGAAACACUAUUUUAUCCUUGUUUGACAGAAGGGGAAUUGAAGCACAGGUGCCUUUAACAUAUGAAUUCACAGUAACAUAGAUCUCCGUAAAAUUAAUGGUGUGUUAUCACCCCAUUCAGGUAAAAGAACGCAAAGACACAAAUUACCACUUUGUGACAAGCUAGGUGAGCUGAGUCUGUUGUUUAAUCUGAAAGAGGCACUCUUCAACUGAGUUCCACCUUUCACAGACUUGCUUAGAUUUGUUCUGAGUGGAAACACCACAUCACUAGGAAGUCCUGGAGACUGAGAACAUGCCCCACUUGUUUAAAUGUCCCAGAUUUCAGUUUGAGCUGCAGGCAGGUUUGUUUUUAGCGUUCAAGGUUUCUUACGCUCUCUGUCCCAAUGUAACUCCAAUGCUAUGACUCAUUCUCAGUCUCCACCAAAACAGCCCAAGAUCAGAACUCUUUGCUCCAAUUAACAAUCUGUGAAACAUGUAAGGUGCUGCAUAAGUGAGCUGUCCAGAGAAAUGGGCGGACACCCCUGAAUUAUCACUGCCCUCAAGGUUGGAAUGCAGGAUUCUCCCACCCAGAGAGAGGAUACAGUGAUCCUGUGACAACCAGGGGGAAGGCAGGGAGUCAGAAAUGGGGCUGAAGGAGAAGUGCAUAAAUAGUUGGGAAGGCAAAUGAUGCAAUGGAUUUUCCCCUGUAAUAUUACUGUCCCCAAACCCAUAGCAUGUAUUUUCCCAAGGGUUCUAUGCAUCCUGAGAGACUACUAUCCUGGGUCUUACCUUUCAUUCCCAUGUGCUACCUCUCUGCUCUUUUCCUUUGGGUGUGAAAUAGUCCAGGCCCUAAAAGUUCAGCUUCAAGAAGAGUUUCCUUUCAGAGAUGUAAAAUGCUUGAAUCCCUCCUUACCUAGCACCUCUUAGCACAGAAAGUAUUCUGCAGACUGGCUCUUGCUCCCGUUUCUUGGCUACCUAUAUUUAGCUGGUACACAGCUUUCCUCCUCCUCCUCCCCUUCACACAUGCCCAGCACUGGCUCUCUUAGGCAGUAUCGUGUUAAGUUAUUUUUAUGGUAAAUGUUCUUUUUUUACGGUCUUGUUUUCUUCUUUUUCUUGAACACUAGUACUAGGGGGCGGUUUCCCUUUCAGCAUGCUGUGUGGUUCAAUGAGCAGGGCACUAGACUGAAAGUCAGGAGAUCGGAAUUCCACUCCUGUCUCUGCCUUGUUAUAUACACGAUGAUAGACCAGAGGCUAUUUGCUUUGGGACCUUGGGCAAGUCACUGCACUCUUCUGUGCCUUAGUAUUCCCCCAUCUGAAAACAAACAAAAAAAAAGAACUAAUUUCUUAGAGUGUAAGUUCUUUGGGGGCAGGGAAUGGUGUUUUUUGCUCUGUGUUUGUACAGCUCUUAGCACAAUAUGGGCUUGGUCCAUGGCUGGGGUGCCUAGGCACUAUGAUAAUAUAAAUAAUAUCUAACCACCUUUGUAAACUGCUUUGAGAUGGAAGUAUCAAGUGAUAAGUCUUACUUCUUUCAUAGUCUUACUUCAUUCAUAGCCAACUGCAGGCCAGGCAGGAUUAUUAAAAGUUGGCUUUUCCCUUUCUAGACUCAGACAAAAUGUACCUGCAGGAUCUCCCUCUUUGUCUACCAUUUUCUUUAGCAGUGUAGCGCAAUAUCUGCUUCAUUUAUUGUUCAACUUACUGAAGUGACCCUCUGAGGGCAUCUAUGUUUAUGUGUAAAUGGAAGCAAUCAGAAAGAAGAGUCAAUUCAAAAAGAACCCAACCCACCAAUGAAAUUCAAACCACCUUCCUCAAAAGGGCUGGCUGAAUGGACAAGCAUUGCAGCAUGCCAGAAAAAUGUGGCUUGGUUCAGGCCAACCUCUGUCAAGGAGAAUUCAAUGGAGGAGAGUUCUCUAUCCAGCACACUCAGGCUCCCUGUGUUCAAAUGCAGUUAGCUAGUGUGCCUCAGCUGAUCUCAGCUAGAUAAUGUACAAGGAGAGAGGCAGCCUGUAAUAUAACGAGAGCUCUAACCAUGUUCAAAAUAAAGACCUUCCGUUGCACUUGGAAACAGAUGAGUGAGUCAGGGCACCCUAGAGAGCUUUGGUGUAGAGAGAAACCUGGCUUGGGAAGACACCAGGGCUCUUCUGGACUUCUAGGGAAGUUUGUCACUUUGGCAGAGGGCUUGUGGUUCUUUUCCUACUCCCCCUUCUCUCCAGGUUACCCACCUCUCCAUGUUUAUCCUAUGUCUCUCCCUGUUGCCUCUUCCAAUCCAAACUGCUAAAUAGACAACCAGGCAUAGAUUUUUCUCUUAAUGGCCUGGAAGGCUGAGGAUUCUCUACCUAAAUACCCGGGGGUUUGGUGGGAGGCAGCAAGCUCAGGACAAUUAGAAAAGCAUAGCUGUGGGACCUAAGGACAACCUCGGAUUCCCACCAAAGCUUUUAAUGUACAGAGACUCUGGUCUUGAGUGUAUUUUCCCCAUGGCUGUUAAAGGGGACCUGCAAUAAAGGGGGAAGAAGUAGGGUCUGGGGUUUAUUUUGUUACUUCAUGAUUCAUAAUGGUAAUGGCAGCCUCAGUCCUGGUGGUUUUCUUGUUGCUUGUUUUUUACAUUUAAAAAAAUCAGGAAUGUCACAGCUGGUCUUCUCUGCUUUUGCUGGGGGAUUGCUAGGGGCUCUCCGAUGUGUAUUGGAGCAACAGCAUCCUUUAAUUGAAAAGGGAAGGGACCUUGACUAACAUUUUCUUCUAGCUGGUUGCAGGGCAUUUGAGUUAAGUCUAUACAGUCGAAAAGCAAGUGCUUCUCCACACAGUGUUUUCAGGACUUCAACUCUCCCCUUAGAACGAGAUAUAGUUAAAUCGCAGCAAUGCCCUAAUGUUGACUGAGUUAUACAUGUAUAGCCUAUAGCUGUACAUCUACCUGUGUCUAAAAGGAUUAGUUACAUGGGUACAAAAACAAUAUGUAGAUCAGCCUUUAGAGGUUUUAGUUCCUUGGUAUUUGUAAUAUUAAUCCUACCAGUUCUCCAGUCAUUCACAGAGUUAUCCAGAGUAAACAAGACCUAGAUUCCUCAUCUGAAGAGCGGUUUUCCCCCUCAAAGGAAUUCUCAAGCUGCUUUUAUCCAUCAUGUAGAAGCAAGAAAGGGCAUAAAUUCAGGUGGGUUUUUUCCCUUUGCAAAUCACCUUUAUCCCCAUAAGGCAGCUGAACAGGGAGGUCUCCUUAGUGUCACAGGCUACUUUCAAAGGCAGUAGUUGAAACACUUGACCUAUCAUAGUCCUCUAUGUUAUAAGGCUACAAUGAGCUCCUAAUCAAACAGUCCAUAAGCAGCAUCCCAUAGCAAAGACCUGUUUCCUCAGAUGCAGUCACAUGAGCGCACUUCCACCACUGAUUUACCCCGCUUUAGGAAAGUUAUUACAGCGUAGAUGCAAUCUGUUAACACGGAGGUUUGGGCUAUUAAUUAAAAGCGUCUUGUGUAGAGCAGUGGUAACUUGUCCAGUUGCAGGGUAAAUGGCUUUGCUUUCUGAACACGGCAAGUUGUUUUUAAAACCUCGUUUCAUCUCCCUUGCACUAGUGGUUUGUAUCAGCACAGCAUUCCCAACAGUCUCUCCACUGGGAAACAUGCUUACCCCCAUGCUCUUUUGCAAAUUCUGUGUUACAGCUUGGUUAAAACAUCCCCCCACCAGACACACUCUCCCCUCAUCCUAGAUUCUUGCGACAUACCUGGCAUUCUUUCAUUUUUAAUGAGAUAAAGGAGCGGGGGAUUUCACUCUUGUGGAAUCUUAGAGGAACAAUAAGUGGAUUUCUUUUCCAAAGCCCCAUUUAGGGCACAAAAGCUCCUUGUGAGACAGUCCUGUCAUCCCCAGUCAGGCAAGGUUUGUCGUGCAUGGGGGAUCUUUUAGCUAUUCAUUCAAAAAUCCUGCUGAAUAUGAGCUCCCAGUGUGAUUCUGCCGCCAAAAGAGUUAAUGCGUUUCUGGGAUGCGUAAACAGGGGAAUCUCAACUAGGAGUAGAGAGGUUGUUUAACCUCUAUAUUUGGCACUGGAGCGCCCAUUGCUGGAACGCUGUGUCCACUUCUGGCACCCACAGUUCAAGAAAGAUGUUGAUAAAUUGAAGAGGGCUCAGAGAAGAGCCACAAAAUGAUUAAAGGAUUAGAAAACCUGCCUUACAGUGAUAGACUCAAAGAGCUCGAUCGGUUUAGCUUAACAAAGAGAAGGUGAAGGAGUGACUUGGUGACAGUUUAUAAGCCUCUACAUGAGGAACAAAUAUUUAAUAAUGGGCUUUUCAAUCUAGCAGAGAAAGAUAUAAUUCAAUCCAGUGGCGGGAUGUUGAAGCUAGAUAAAUUCAGACUAGAAAUAAGGUGUACAUUUUUAACAGGGAGAAUAAUUAACCAUUGGAACAAUUUACCAAAGGUCGUAGUAUAUUCCCCAUCACUGACAAUUUUUAAAACACGCUUUACAAAUUAUUUGGGGAGUUCUCUGGCCUGUAUUAUACAGGAGGUCAGACUAGAUGAUCACAAUGGUCCCUUCUGGCCUUGGAAUCUAUGACUCCAUGAACCUUCUUCUCCCCCUGCCCUCCUCCUAGCCUUGGAAUCUAUGAAAAGCCCAGUAAUGUUAAUUCGUCCCUUCUUCCUUCUGAGGGCCAUGUUCUUUACGGUCUUUGACGCCAAUGGGAGCAGAGUUAUGCUUCUCUUGAGGGCUGUUGAAACCCAUACCCUAAAUAUCCCAUGGUCUAAUUCAUAGAUUGCUGGCUUGCUUCAGUGUCCUUGGCCCAAAUUUCUCCUUUUUCUUAUCCUGUGCGAUUCCCUGCCAGCUGCUGUCCCACCUUCCAAGCUGGAAGUGGAUGCACAGGGGUAUCCAUCUAGAGUUAUGAACUGCUCUGGAGGAAAGGUGCACUAUUACCACUAUGUUUCAUAUUUUACUCCUGUGGAUGAAACAUUUGAACUGGGAAUCAUAAGGCAGGAACAGGAGUAGUUUUCACCCUGGGAUCUGACUUCUUAUUUAGUUAAAUAUCUGGUGAGGGAAGAGGAGUUGUUACAUGACCAAGUAUGUUACUACAAAGCUAAAGAGAAAAAGAAACCAGUACCACUGUUUUUGCCUUUAUGUGCUCCCUUAGCUGGCUCAAGUAGCACUCCAGCAUCCAUAGUCAUUCCGAGAACUCUGCUGACAUUAUCAGCAAUAAUAGUCAAUUAAGUGUAGCAGGAAGUAAUGAUGAGGAAAUAAACACAUAUGUUCAAUUCGGUGCCAAUGGGGCAAAAGAAAAUUAAUGUUUACCAAGUGGAAAAGGUUAAAAGCAAUACCAGGGAGAGGUGCAGGGGAAAUAUUUCCAAGCUUUCAGUGUUACAAAGGACAAAGAGAUAUAGAAUGUUCUGGACAAUGCUUUUUAUAGUUUGCCAAAGAAGCAAAUUGCAAUACAGCAUUAGAACAUUUUUCACCUGCUGGCUCUCAUUAAUCUGACUUUAGAAACAUGAUUACAAACCCCUUUUUUUGCAGCAUGGGUUUUAAAAAGUGCCCUGAAGGUAAAUGGAUCCAUGUUCUAUUGUAUUGUUUGAGAUUGGAAUGCUGUUUGGUACUAUUGUUAGAAGUGGAAAUUUGCAGUUGUGCUUAGGUCUUCGAGAUUCCAAGGGAUUAGGUCAGUUUUGGCACUUGAUGCCUUAAGGCCAUUUUUUUCCUCCUGUGAAUUUGCUUUUGAAAUGUGCAUAAUAAACUGCUAUUAGGCAGGUACAGCAUGAACUACUAAUCACCUCCAGUCUGGUUUGCAAAGUACAACAGUAAUAGCAUUACACUUUUACAUUACACAAUAGCUAUAGCACUUUUUAAGUGGAGGAUCUUUAAGCCCUCCACCAUGUAAUGGAGACAUGGUAGUGAUUCCAUACAGCUGAGGUUAUAACUAGCUUUCCUCUACACCUGUCUGAUCACAACAAACCUUCACUUCUUGAAAACUCAGGUCUGGCCUUUGGUCAGUGGGUGAUUUCUUGGUGUGAUGUUUGAGUAAGAAUGAUGCGUGCUGGACAAGGUAUUUCAGAAAGGUAAGAGGGACUAGGAAGGGAAGGGAAUGAGUGUUUCAUUUUUCCAAGCAGUGUAACUUUUCAUGGGUGUUGUAUCCCAAACUGCUGAGUCCUAGAGAUUCCACAUUUGUUUUCUUCAUUUGCAUUCAGUGAAGAUUGCCGCCUUUGAGAAGUGCAUUUGGGAGGGUGUCAUUUAUUUUAGCUAUCCAGCCAGAUUCUACUGAUUUCCAUAAUUACACCAGCAUAAAACUGGAGUAACACGGUAGUGAAUCAGAUAUAUGGCUACUAACAUUUCAAUUUUUGCUAAGCUCUCUAGUGCUUUCCUGGCUAGAAUUUUUGUGCAGCUUAAACUCCGUAAGACCAGGGAUCUAGCAAGGCUGGGAAUUGUGUGGAGCUUUGACCGAAGUCCUGUGCCCGCUGCUCCUGAGCUUCUGCCUAGUGGAGCAUCUAAGUUUCCAUACAUAAUCUAGGGAUUGAGUUUUCUUGACAAGUGGCUUCUUGUUACUCUCUGGCCUCACUGCUACCCUAUAUUCUUGCAUAUAAACCGAGUCAUUUUUAAAUUGGCAAUUAGUGGUGGUGGUUUUAUAUGCAAGUAGUCUGAGAAGCACAUUUUUUUUUCUCUUGAACAAUUCCUUUUAGAAAAAAAUUAACUUUAAAAUAAAAGGUAGGAACAGUGGGAAUUCCCAGACUGAAAACUUUCAGUGAGUGAAGGCUGUAAACAGAUGUGGGAUUAAACCAACAUUAUUGUAGUUUGUAAAUCAAGAAAAGUUUGAACAUCAGGAAAUAAUGAAAUCGAGCUCUUAUACAGUGUUUUUCAUUAGUAAGUCUCAACAUGCUUUACAACAGAGGUCAGUAUCAUUAUCCCCAUUUUACAGAUGGGGAAAUUGAGGCACAGAGGGGACAUGACUCGCUCAAGGUCAGCCAGCAAGCCAGUGGCUGGCUUGAAGGUUGUUGACAAACUACAACAGCCCAGAACUACUGUUUAAUUGCCAACACCAACAUUGGCUCUUUCCCACCCCACUUCCCUGCUCUUUACCCCCAGACCCUUUUGACUUUCAAAUACAGACUCCCUCCUGGUAUCCCAAAGGAAAUUCUGUCUAUUGCAGGGGUCGGCAACCUUUCAGAAGUGGUGUGCCGAGUCUUCAUUUAUUCACUCUAAUUUAAGGUUUCACGUGCCAGUAAUACAUUUUAACAUUUUUAGAAGGGCUCUUUCUAUAAGUCUAUAAUAUAUAACUAAAUUAUUGUUAUAUGUGAUGUAAAUAAGGUUUUUAAAAUGUUUAAGAAGCUUCAUUUAAAAUUAAACUAAAAUGCAGAGCCCCCCGGACUGGUGGCCAGGACCCGGGCAGUGUGAGUGCCACUGAAAAUCAGCUCACGUGCCGCCUUCGGCACGCGUGCCAUAGGUUGCCUACCCCUGGUCUAUUGGCAUGUGUGAACCUCCUCCUCAUUAAAAGCUUGAGAUCAGACUAAACACUAACACUUUAUGUUUUAACCUCCCCAUGUGGUCCAUGCAGCCUUAGCCGUCAUUUACCAUCUACUCUUGGUUGGGUGGUACGCUCUACGUCAAUCACCCUCCAUAUUUGUCAGAGACCCAAUUACCAGAUACAAACUGGAUAUCAAUCUUCCCCAUCACCCCCAUCUUCCAAUGUCCUUCUUGAACAUUGGAAGCCACAUCUUCAACUAAUCUGCCCACCCUUUGUCUGUCUUGUCUACUUGAAUUAUAAACUGUUCAGGCCAGGGACUGUCUUAUGAGGAGUUCGUCCAGCAUCUGCACAGUGAGCCCCAAUCUCACUUGGAGCUUGAAAGCACAAUGCAAAUGAAAGCUAGAGGGAAUAGCUGCUCAUAUUAACUAGUGGAAUUUCCCUUCUAAGAAGGGAGGGUUGAACGGCAGAAUAAAAGCCGAGAAUUGGAACUCUAACUAUUUAUAGACUUUGAUGUUGCAGCUUCUGAAAUGGAGGGUGUUCAUGUUCAUGCUAGACACAUGUAUUUGCAUGGUAAGGAAAUGCAGUCAAUACAGCAUUUUGAAGUGGUUAGCAAUUUACAGCCUUAACUAUCAUAACCAAGUAUUUGUCUGGAAAUGAUUGAAGCUUAACACGCCUGAGAGGUAGGCAUUAUUGUGGCCUGUUAACCUGUGUGCCUCACCUUUCACAUCUGUUAAGCAGUUACCAAAGAUGAUACAUGGACAGAGAUGAAGGUGGGAAUAGAACCUGGGGCUUCAAACCACCCACUGUCCUCCUCUGGUUUUUAGUGUUAGUGCCACACUUUGAAAUUACCAAAGGAUCCUUUUUUAAAUGUCCACUUAAUCUAAUCAAAUUAAGACUGGCUGGUGCUGCACUAAUUCCAUUAACAAGGAAAGACCACCACCAUUUGUUAUGAAAAAUGGCUUUCCAGUAAGGGGUGUUAUAGUGUGAUUAUGUAUAGGAAUUUAAUACAUGUUUUCAGGAAGUACUUGAUGAGAGAAUAAAACGUGAAGGAAGGAAUAAAGCCUGAAUGUUG
Molecule: messenger RNA, 16023 nt
Organism: Malaclemys terrapin pileata
Lineage: Eukaryota; Metazoa; Chordata; Testudines; Emydidae
Gene: ACTR5
Product: actin related protein 5
Exons: 9
Coding region: 2280-4121 (613 amino acids)
Biological process (GO): regulation of DNA-templated transcription
Cellular component (GO): cytoplasm; Ino80 complex
Source: RefSeq, a predicted model, not a curated record